GGCUGCAUGAGGUUGAUGCUGCUUUGCUGCACCUGGAGGGACGACCCCAUGGGAGAGGACGAAGGAAGUGACCUGCCAAUAUGUGCCAGUUGCAGCAACAGCAUCUACGACGGUCAAUACUUGCAGGCCUUGAACGCCGACUGGCAUGCCGAUUGCUUCAGGUGCUGCGAAUGCGGAGCCUCGCUCUCGCAUCAGUACUACGAGAAGGAUGGCCGUCUCUACUGCAAGAAGGACUACUGGGCUCAGUUUGGAGAGCUGUGCCACGGGUGCUCGGAACAGAUUGCCAAAGGGCUCGUCAUGGUGGCCGGAGAUCAGAAGUACCACCCCGAGUGCUUCAGCUGCCUGAACUGCCAGACGUUCAUUGGCGAUGGAGAUACAUAUGCGUUGGUGGAACGCUCCAAGCUCUACUGCGGGCACUGUUAUUACCAGAUGGUGGUAACGCCAGUGAUGGACCAGCUGCUGCCAGAGUCACCAGGUAUCCGGAUCCCGCACACGGUCACCCUCGUCUCCAUCCCAGCCUGUUCCGACGGUAGACGUGGCUUCUCGGUUUCCAUUGACCAGCACAACGGUUCUGAGCACCCCCAUACUGUGCGAGUCCGAGAAUUGGACCCGGAUUGCAUAAGCCCUGAUAUGAAGAACUCCAUCCACGUUGGCGACCGCAUCCUGGAGAUCAACGGCACGCCCAUCCGGCACGUCCCUCUGGAUGAGAUUGACUUGCUAAUCCAGGAGACCAGCCGCUUGCUGCAGUUGACCAUCGAACACGACCCCCACGAGAUUCUGGAGAACAGCCCCCUCUCGGAGCUGCACAGCCCCCUCCGCUCGCCCAGCUGCACCCCCUGCCCGGAACCAGCAGCCAUUCGCCAGCGAUCUGUCAUGCGCAGCUGCAGCAUCGACAAGUCCCCGUGCUCCAGUUCCCUGAGCUCCCCUGCCUCCCAGCGGAAGGACAUCGGCCGCUCUGAAUCUCUGCGAGUUGUCUCACGCCUCCACCGCAUCUUCCGCCCCUCAGACCUCAUCCACGGCGAGGUGCUGGGCAAAGGCUGUUUCGGGCAGGCCAUCAAGGUGACUCACCGGGAGACCGGAGAGGUGAUGGUCAUGAAGGAGUUGAUCCGUUUUGAUGAGGAGACCCAGAGGACAUUCCUGAAAGAGGUGAAGGUGAUGCGGUGUUUGGAGCACCCCAAUGUGCUGAAGUUUAUUGGGGUUCUCUACAAGGACAAACGGCUGAACUUUAUCACCGAGUACAUCAAGGGGGGGACGCUGCGUGGAAUCAUCAAGAACAUGGACAGUCAGUACCCCUGGAGCCAGAGGGUCAGCUUUGCUAAGGACAUCGCUGCUGGAAUGGCUUAUCUUCACUCCAUGAACAUCAUCCACAGAGAUCUCAACACACACAACUGUCUUGUGCGAGAGAACAAGAGUGUGGUCGUGGCAGAUUUCGGCUUGGCUCGGCUCAUGGUAGACGAGAAGAACCAGCUGGCCAGUUUGAAAAAGCCUGACCGUAGGAAGCGGUACACGGUUGUGGGGAAUCCAUACUGGAUGGCUCCUGAGAUGAUUAACGGCAGGAGCUAUGAUGAGAAAGUGGACAUCUUCUCUUUCGGCAUCAUCUUAUGUGAGAUCAUUGGUAGGGUCAGUGCAGACCCUGACUACCUGCCCCGAAACCUGGACUUUGGCCUCAACGUGCGGGGCUUCCUGGACCGCUAUUGCCCUCCUACGUGUCCCCCCAGUUUCUUCCCUAUCGCUGUCUGCUGCUGUGACUUGGAUCCCGAGAAACGACCCUCCUUCAGCCGGCUGGAACAGUGGUUGGAGGCGCUCCGCAUCCACCUGGCCAUGCAUCUCCCAUUGAGUUCGCAGCUGGAGCAGUUGGACCGAACCUUCUGGGAGACUCACUGCCGAGCUGACGGAGGGCUGCCUGUCCAUGCAGAAGUAUCCGAAUGAGCGGGGCGGAGAUUGACAUGCUGCACUGAGCCCCCAUGUACCUGUACGUGUGGCGAAGCAAAGGAGGCCACCUCGUGCCGAGCAACCUCUGUGAACGGCGUGCAGUUCACCUGCCGGAGCUGGUCUCUAAGUCUGAAGAGGCAUACAGGAUUCUGCAUCAGCGGGAGCUGGCUCUCCCGGCUUCCUUCCAGAGCAGUUGGGAAGAGGGGGGGGGGUUCUGUGCCUGGCAUGCACAGAACACGUCAGAGGCAUCCUGGGCUCUUGUAAAUACUCCUGUGAAUAAAUCUAACUCUCCCCUGCAAAUCCUGCAGCAGAGGAAAGGGGGUGACGCUCAUCCCAUGUAGCUCAAAGCUGUGAGGCUCGGUGGAGACCGUCAGUGUCCUUCUCGCAUGCUUUGUGGUUGCAAAAAAGCCUUUGCACACUCCACUGAGCAUGUGUGUCUCCGUCACUGGUUAGCUGCUGCUCGUAAUCGGAUGGGAGGGGGUAGCCCUGGGUGCUCCUUCCCGCCACACACCUCUCUACCCCGCGACUGACCCUUGUCCUACAAAGUGGUGCCUUGGGUUUAUGUGAACUUGCAUUGCUGCACACCAGAGAUCUUUGGCCUCCCCACUUCACCGUCCUCUGUGUUGGUCGCGUCUGUGAAAAUGCAAGUGCGUGCAUGCCUGGCCUGUGCUCUUCUGUCUCUCUGCCCAUUUGCGUGGGUUUCGGUGUGUGCGCUCAUCUUCCUGGCCACGUUAUCCCACCUUUGUGUUCUGGCCAUUGUGGGAACUGCACACUGUGCACAAUAUGUGUGUAAUAAAAGCCUAAGGGAAAAGCAGCGUCCAGAGGGAG
This is a messenger RNA of Eublepharis macularius, 2760 nucleotides long. It is a transcript of the gene LIMK1, whose product is annotated as LIM domain kinase 1. Gene Ontology annotation, cellular component: neuron projection; nucleus; cytoplasm. Lineage: Eukaryota; Metazoa; Chordata; Lepidosauria; Squamata; Eublepharidae. The coding region runs from base 7 to 1929 and encodes 640 amino acids. Gene Ontology annotation, biological process: positive regulation of stress fiber assembly; protein phosphorylation; actin cytoskeleton organization. Gene Ontology annotation, molecular function: ATP binding; protein binding; protein serine/threonine kinase activity. The transcript is spliced from 16 exons. The record is from RefSeq and is a predicted model, not a curated record.